Carica papaya (papaya) is the source of this 1905-nucleotide messenger RNA. RefSeq names its product Protein kinase superfamily protein. Lineage: Eukaryota; Viridiplantae; Streptophyta; Magnoliopsida; Brassicales; Caricaceae. The record is from RefSeq and is a predicted model, not a curated record. Gene Ontology annotation, molecular function: protein kinase activity; ATP binding. Gene Ontology annotation, biological process: protein phosphorylation.
CAUUUUUAUUUUAUAUGGACAGAGAGUAGAGUAGAUUCAAAACAUGCUAAACAACAAAAUCUUAUACCAGAAAAGAAAGUUUCACUCUAUUCCUCUGCCCCUCUGAAUUUUUUAUUUUUGCAAAUAAAAGACAUGAAUCUGAGUCAUGUGUUGUUAUUAUCCAUUUGGAUUUUCUUCAGCUUCUGUUUGUUCUCACCUGUAAUUCUCUCUAGACCCGAUUCAACUGUCUCCUCCAUAUCUGUGCCUGGUCUUUCUCUUGAGGGAAAAAAGCCCAUUUCUUUUUCUCAGUUCUCUGCUCAAAUGGAAGCUCAAUCUCCAGGAAUGCCAGUGGUUGUAGUGCAGCACCAGGAUUUGAACAAAAGAAUUCUUAUUGCUCUUAUUGUUGCAUCCAGUCUCCUUGGUGGUAUACUGCUGUUUCUGUUAUUUUUCUGUCUCUGCAGACAGAAAAAAUUGAAGAAACCUAACUUGGAAACUAAAGAAAACAUUGAUGCUGUGAAUACUACAUCAAACCGAAGUUCAGAUCGAUUUAGUUCCUUGAGGAUGGCUGGUAGGAAGGGAUCUAUUGCUGUCAUUGAAUAUCAAUUUUUGGAAGCUGCAACAAAUAAUUUCCAGGAGAGUAAUAUUUUGGGGGAAUGUGGCCAGGGACGUCUCUAUAGAGGCUCGUUCGAUGAGACAUUCCUUGCAGCCAUAAAGAGGUUGGAUGGUGGAGGGCAAGACGUUGAUCGAGAAUUUGAGAAUGAGUUGAAGUUGUUGAGUAAAGUCCAGCAUCCUAAUAUAAUAAAUCUUUUGGGGUACUCCAUUCAUGGCAGAACGAAAUUGCUUGUAUAUGAAAUGAUGCAAAAUGGCUCUUUGGAGAAUCAAUUGCAUGGACAUAGUGGUGGAUCGGUUCUAACUUGGCCUCUUAGGUUGAAAAUUGCCGUUGAUAUCGCUAGAGGACUAGAAUAUCUUCAUGAGCACUGCAGCCCUCCAGUAAUACAUAGAGACUUAAAAUCAUCGAACAUCCUUCUGGACUCCAGCUUCAAUGCAAAGCUUUCCGACUUUGGCCUUGCCGUGUUUUCUGGAACCACCCAGAACAAGCCUGUAAAGCUUUCCGGAACUUUGAGCUAUGUAGCUCCCGAGUACCUGUUAGAUGGUAAACUAACUGAUAAAAGUGAUGUAUAUUCUUUCGGAGUUAUUCUUUUGGAGCUUCUAAUGGGAAGAAAGGCAGCGGAAAAGGUGUCACCAUCUCAGUGCCAAUCUAUAGUCACAUGGGCAAUGCCUCAGCUCACUGACAGAGCAAAGCUUCCCAAAAUUGUGGAUCCUGCAAUAAAAGACCAAAUGGAUCUGAAGCACCUAUAUCAGGUUGCUGCUGUUGCCGUGCUAUGUGUUCAGCCCGAACCCAGUUACAGGCCAUUAAUAACUGAUGUCCUCCACUCCCUCAUCCCUCUUCUGCCUGUUGAGCAUGGAGGGUCACUAAGAAUCGCAUAACUAAUGCAUUCUGUUCUGUCUUAUACAAUUCCUGGGCAUGUCUUGUUAAUUUUUUGUUCUCAACAGAAGUUAGAGAUGCUGACCAGCUCAUGUUCGGAAGCUGUACCAAAUUCUUCAUUCUCUCGGCAGAGCUCACAGACCCAAGUUCUGAAAUCAUUCUUUUGGCAGAUGAUCACUCUUUCGUGGAUCAGAUGCAGCAGGUACAUCAUGCCAUGGAAAAUGUUAUUUUUGGUUUUCUGCUGUGACAGUUGUAAAUUGAAAGUUACAGUUUCGUAUCAGUCUUCUGAACAUUAUUAGGUUAGUUAUCAUAUCUCUUUCUGACAGCCAGUAGAUUAAGGUCUUGUUUACUAUGUGUAGGGUUGUACUUUUGAAAGCAAAAAACAAAAAGAAAUUUCAUUUAAGAUGCAUGGAGAGGAUUCUGAUAUUUGACCCAUUCAA